Molecule: messenger RNA, 987 nt
Organism: Leishmania mexicana MHOM/GT/2001/U1103
Lineage: Eukaryota; Euglenozoa; Kinetoplastea; Trypanosomatida; Trypanosomatidae
Exons: 1
Coding region: 1-987 (328 amino acids)
Source: RefSeq, a predicted model, not a curated record
AUGGAGAUGAGUAUCGAGGCAUUGAUGGAGGCGCUGGCCGUGCUCCAGCAGGCGACUGCGCUCGACUUCUCCGGCAACGUCGAGGGCGCGGUGGAGAUGUACAUCGCCGCCGUCACGCGUCUCGACGCUGUCGUCGAAGUCCUGCCGGCCGAUCUGGCGGAGACGGUAAAGCGGAACACGGAGGCGAUACGACGCAAAAUCGACAUGCUGCGCCGGUCGCGCUGGACGCGCGAACAGACCACCUUCUUCCCCUCCUUCACGACCCAGUUCGUCCCCGUCCCAAUCCCCAUUGAGGACUACCGCGUGCCGCGCUCGCCCUUCUCGCGCGUGUUCUGGCUGAUGCGGCUGCUGAAGCGCUCCAUCCACCAAGGCGCCUUCUUCACACCUAGCCUGUAUGUCUCGCGGGAAGUGUGGAUGCAGGACGGCUGCGGCGCCUCUCUGCGAUUUGUAGGUGCCAAGAUCAAGUACAUGUCCGCACUCUGCACCGCGAUGGACCCGCUGCGGUCGAUGACGACUCUCGGCGAUAUUGAGAAGACAGAAAUGCACCUGCGUAAGUUCGUCGAUGUCGAACGCGAACUCCGCAGCACCCUCGACAGCGAGAUUGGUCGGGUGAAGGAUGCGAAGCCGCAGAAGAAGACUGUGUGGGGUGCGCUGGCCAAGAAGGCCAAGUUGUGGACGCACCAGGAGUCGAACUAUGACGUAUGCCUGACUUGGGCGUCAAGUGCGCUGGAGCAGGGGCAGCUGUUCGAACGGUGGCACAUCUACUUUGCACAGGCGGUCAAAGGCGUGUCGCCGGCGCCGCCGGGCAUCCAGGUCAUUCUGGAUCUCCUGCAGCACAUUGGCGUCCAGCUGUACUCCGGCCUCUGCGUAUUUCUUCUGCAUGACAUGACGAUACUGGUCGAACGCUAUCAGUCCAAGUGCCAGAAGAGCGCCACUCACCUUCUCCCUGUUGAGCCGAAGCUGGAGAGCGGGGGCGCGAGUAUCUGA